Molecule: messenger RNA, 1247 nt
Organism: Oncorhynchus keta (chum salmon)
Lineage: Eukaryota; Metazoa; Chordata; Actinopteri; Salmoniformes; Salmonidae
Product: protein Wnt-9a-like
Exons: 4
Coding region: 77-1183 (368 amino acids)
Biological process (GO): canonical Wnt signaling pathway; multicellular organism development; cell fate commitment
Cellular component (GO): extracellular region
Molecular function (GO): frizzled binding; cytokine activity
Source: RefSeq, a predicted model, not a curated record
GUGCCGAACGUACAACAAGGGAUUUUACACAGCUACUCAGGAGAAACGAAAUGAUCUGCCUUGGAGCCGCAGCAAAAUGCUGGAUGGACAGCUACUCCUGGGAUGGUUAUCGUUCACAGUUAUAGUGUACCUCUUCAACUUGCCCGGACCGACCACAGCGUAUUUCGGAUUGACAGGUAAUGAACCCCUGUCCAUUCUACCGCUGAGCUCUCAACCUGAGGAGAACGUGGGAAGGGCCCACUACAAGCUGUGUGACCGGCUCAAACUGGAGAAGAAACAGAGGCGGAUGUGUCGACGGGACCCGGGCGUGGCCGAGACCCUCAUGGAGGCCAUCAGCAUGAGUGCCCUGGAGUGCCAGUACCAGUUCCGCUUUGAGAGGUGGAACUGCACCUUAGAGGGGCGCUACAGAGCCAACCUUUUGAAAAGAGGUUUUAAGGAGACAGCCUUCCUGUAUGCCGUCUCCUCGGCAGGCCUGACUCACGCCAUGGCCAAGGCUUGUAGCGCCGGGCGGAUGGAGCGUUGCACCUGCGAUGAAGCCCCAGACCUGGAGAACCGCAAGGCCUGGCAGUGGGGCGGCUGUGGUGACAACCUGAAGUACAGCAACAAGUUUGUCAAGGACUUCCUGGGCAAACGCUCCAACAAGGACCUGCGUGCCCGCGUGGACAUGCACAACAGUAACGUGGGCAUGAAGGUGAUCAAAGCAGGGGUGGAGACCACCUGCAAAUGCCAUGGCGUCUCGGGCUCCUGCACCGUCCAGACGUGCUGGAGGCAGCUCUCGCCCUUCCACGAGAUCGGCAAGCAGCUGAAACAGCGCUACGAGACCUCACUGAAGGUGGGCAGCUCCACCAACGAGGCCACGGGGGAGGGGGAAAUCUCCCAGGCCCGGCCCCAGCAGCAGCAGAACCCCUCAACGGGCCCCAGCAACGACCCGAUCCCACGCACCAUGGACCUGCUCCACAUCGAGGACUCGCCCAGCUUCUGCCGGCCCAGCAAGUACUCGCCAGGCACCUCGGCCAGGAAGUGCUACAAGGACAAGAACUGCGACGCCAUAUGCUGCGGCAGGGGCCACAACACCCAGAGCCGCGUGGUGACCCGGCCAUGCCAGUGUCAGGUGCGCUGGUGCUGCUACGUCGAAUGCAAGCAGUGCACGCAGAGAGAAGAGGUCUACACCUGUAAAGGUUAGCCCAGUCUUAGCUUCCUGCUCGCCCCUUGCCUCUGACCGGACUCAGCAAGUGGAGGGUGGUUGU